This is a messenger RNA of Mangifera indica (mango), 3559 nucleotides long. Its product is annotated as U-box domain-containing protein 44-like. The coding region runs from base 760 to 3201 and encodes 813 amino acids. NCBI's taxonomy places the organism in Eukaryota, Viridiplantae, Streptophyta, Magnoliopsida, Sapindales, Anacardiaceae. Gene Ontology annotation, molecular function: ubiquitin-protein transferase activity; protein binding. Gene Ontology annotation, biological process: protein ubiquitination. The transcript is spliced from 5 exons. The record is from RefSeq and is a predicted model, not a curated record.
CUUGGUGGUUGGUACUAAGGGUGGAUUUAAGCCGAAUCAAGACUAAACAUUGGUCGGCUUGUGUUUGACGAACUGUUGAAAAAUCAGGAUAAAAGAUGAAAAGGGGUCGUUAGAGAGAAAAAAGAAGAAUGAACCGACAGAGAAAAAGAAAAUUCAGCGUAAAGAUGAAAAUUGGGAAAAGGCGACUACUUUUUAACUCAACCGAUGCUUUUAUGUAACUACCUAAUAAUGGUCCUGGGCACCUCUCACUGGAAAGUACCAAGAUUUAAACUUUAUUUCAAAAAGUGGUUCUGUUCGUUGAAGACGAUGAAUUCAUUCAACUCCAGAACUAGACCAUACGUGAAAAUGUGAAAUUCUACUUGCAAGCAACACGGCCAGGCAAGUCGUUCGUGAGCCUCCCUCAGUCCACCGCCAGCUCGCAAUGAAACAGUCAGAACGACCCGUUUUACAAUUUGGCUCGUUGGCUGUUGCCUUGUCGUUGUUGUGCUCUUGUAUCUCAAACUCAGGGCAAGCAAAUGGUGUGUAAUUUGUUGAAUCAUGAUGGGUGGUGGACUCAGUCAACUUUCGGUAUGCUAUGGCUUUCUUCACUCUGGCUUUAAUCAUCAAUUUUUGUUCUUUUGCUGCUGUUCUUUUUGUUUGGACUUUAAUAAAGAUACCCUAAUUCACCACCCUCGAAAGAAAAAAAAGAAACCUAGAAGCCUUCUAGGCUCUUGCUCAACCAUCAUUUAACCAAGAGUAGCAGUGAGCGAUAUUGAUCAAAUGGCUGAAAGCUGGGGCGGAAGUUUUGACUCUGGUAGCCUGUCAGAUGAGAGUUACCAUUUCGGGAAGAUGCACAUUGAGCCAAUUUAUGAUGCAUUUUUUUGCCCUUUAACAAAGCAAAUUAUGCGUGAUCCUGUUACCAUAGAAAAUGGUCAAACUUUUGAGCGUGAAGCAAUUGAAAGGUGGUUCCAGGAAUGCAAGGAGAGUGGACGGAAGCUGGUCUGCCCUUUGACCCUAAGAGAAUUAAGCAGUACUGAACUUAACCCCAGUAUAGCUUUAAGAAACACAAUUGAAGAAUGGAGUGCUAGGAAUGAUGCUGCUCAACUUGACAUGGCGCAGAGAUCAUUAACUUUAGGCAGCUCAGAGAGUGAUACAUUGCAGGCUCUGAAGUAUGUGCAGUAUUUCUGCAAAACAAGCCGAUCAAAUAAGCAUGUUCUGCACAAUUCCGAGCUAUUACCUAUGAUAAUUGACAUGUUGAAGAGCAGCAGCCAUAAAGUUCGGUGUAAAGCUCUAGAAACACUUCGAAUUGUAAUUGAAGAAGAUUCUGAUAAUAAGGAAAUAUUGGCCCAGGGGGAUACUGUGCGAACUAUAGUUAAGUUCUUGUCACAUGAGCAUUCCAAGGAGAGGGAAGAAGCUGUAUCUUUACUAUAUGAGCUCUCCAAAUCUGAAGUGCUGUGUGAGAAAAUUGGUUCUGUCAAUGGAGCAAUUCUUAUAUUGGUUGGAAUGACAAGCAGCAGUUCAGAAAAUAUCUUGACUGUGGAGAAGGCUGAUAAAACGCUGGAAAAUCUGGAGAGGUGUGAAAACAAUUUGCGACAGAUGGCUGAAAAUGGAAGACUGCAACCUCUUCUAACACAAAUCCUGGAAGGUCCAACAGAAACUAAACUGUCCUUGGCUGCAUUUUUAGGCGAGCUGGCUUUAAACAAUGAUGUUAAAGUGCUAGUGGCAAGAACUGUGGGUUCAUCUCUUAUCAGUAUUAUGAAAAGUGGUAAUAUGCAGGCAAGAGAAGCUGCUUUGAAAGCUCUCAAUCAAAUUUCAUCGUAUGAGUCAAGUGCGAAGGUGUUGAUAGAGGAUGGUAUCCUUCCCCCUCUUGUUAGGGACCUCUUCACAGUUGGAUCCAAUCAGCUCCCAAUGCGAUUGAAAGAAGUCUCUGCUACAAUUCUUGCCAAUGUUGUUAGUUCAGGCUAUGACUUCGACUCGAUCAUAGUUGGACCUGACCACCAGACUUUAGUUUCAGAAGACGUAGUCCAUAACCUACUUCAUCUAAUUAGCAACACAGGUCCAGCAAUUGAGUGCAAACUUCUGCAGGUCCUUGUUGGACUAACUAAUAGUACCACAACUGUUGUGAAUGUGGUUUCUGCCAUCAAAAGUUCCGGUGCUACUAUUAGUUUGGUUCAGUUUAUUGAGGCUCCUCAGAAUGAUUUGCGUGUGGCUUCCAUAAGACUUCUACAGAACCUCUCUUCAUACAUGGGUCAGGAAUUAGCUAAUGCGCUACGUGGCACAGUUGGUCAGCUUGGCAGCCUAAUGAAAGUCAUAUCAGAAAAUACAGGAAUUACUGAGGAACAGGCAGCAGCUGUUGGCCUUCUAGCUGAACUUCCAGAGAGAGACGUGGGUUUGACACAGCAAAUGCUAGAUGAAGGCGCCUUUCAGCUAAUCAUCUCUAGAGUGGUUAGGAUUCGACAAGGAGAGACUAGGGGUUCCCGCUUUGUGACACCAUUCCUAGAAGGGCUUGUAUCAGUUCUUGCAAGGGUAACAUUUAUCUUGGCCGAUGAACCUGAUGCCAUCGCUCUUUGCCGUGAGCAUAAUCUUGCAGCACUGUUCAUUGAACUACUUCAGUCCAAUGGACUCGAUAAAGUACAGAUGGUUUCUGCUACAGCAUUGGAGAACUUAUCUCUAGAAUCCAAAAACUUGACGAAACUGCCCGAGUUGCCUUCACCUGGUUUUUGUGCCUCAAUCUUCCCAUGUUUCAUUGAGCAGCCUGCCAUUACUGGAUUGUGUCAGGUCCACAGGGGAAGGUGUUCACUAAAAGAAACCUUUUGUCUUUUGAAAGGACAGGCUGUGGAGAAAUUGGUAGCACUUCUAGACCACACAAAUGAGAACGUGGUUGAGGCAGCACUGGCGGCAUUAUCUACUUUGUUGGAGGAUGGUCUUGAUAUUGAACAAGGUGUGAUGGUUUUGUGUGAUGCACAGGGUAUCAAGCCUGUUCUUGAUGUGUUACUUGAAAAAAGAACUGAGAACCUGAGGAGGAGGGGGGUUUGGGUAGUUGAGAGAAUCUUGCGAACCGAUGACAUUGCACAUGAAGUUUCCAGAGACCCAAAUGUCAGUACUGCACUUGUUGAUGCCUUCCAGCGUGCCGACUAUCGAACACGGCAGAUUGCUGAACGCGCCCUAAAGCAUAUCGAUAAAAUUCCGAACUUUUCAGGAAUCUUCCCAAAUAUGGGAUGAAACUCUUCCAGAUACCUUAUUUAAAAUUUUACAAAAUGCAGGCGCCUGUAUCUAAUACCUGCUUUGCCGAAGCAGUUUGACAAGAAUUGAUAUUUUCUACAACUUGUCAGGUAGAUAUUGUUUCAUAAAGAGACUUUCAAUUUGUAGAGGAAUUUUAAGCGCCAUUCAUUUAUUCUUAGUUUUGUUGUUUUCAGCAAUAUUUUCAUUCGUGGAGAGCCGGACUAUGUAUUGAACUAGUGAAGAGACCGAUCUUUGAUCAAUUGACUAUGGAAUUAGUUGAUCAUUAGUUAGAUUGGUUUGAUUGUUGUAUUGUUUAAAUAAAUAUUAAAAAAAUAUUCAAAACAGUUUAUUUAUUUAA